AUGGCCGCACACAAACCUCUCAGUUCGGCCGAUCGAAAACCCGGGGACCAAGGCCAACAGGGCCCGGUAACGUCAACGAAUACUACAGCUGUCCAGCCAGUCCGCGGCUUGCAGGCUUGUGGCGUAUGCAGAAACGUCCGCCGUGUUUUCAAAGAUCAUUCAGCUAGACAGUGUCCAUUCAAGACUCGAAAGCAACGGAAUCGCACAAGACAACGCAUGAAUCCUGGCACGAGUCGGAGAGAGAGAGAUCAGCGAAGGAACAAGGAGCGUCAUGCAGCUCAGUCGGAAAAAGAGGAGACGAAUGAUCAACUUCAACCAUUGCAUCUUCUGCCCAUCAGAGCAAAACAACCAGAAGGGUCGUUGGGAGAAGAUGCCAACGACGUUCCACAUGAAAGUCAGGAUGAGGACAACGGACGGGUGGAUGUUGGGGCUCGCGAAGAAGAAUACAAACAGGGUGUAGAAAUGGCUAAGAACUACAAGGAACAACAAUAUCAAGAGGUUUGA
Mytilinidion resinicola is the source of this 504-nucleotide messenger RNA. RefSeq lists its product as uncharacterized. NCBI's taxonomy places the organism in Eukaryota, Fungi, Ascomycota, Dothideomycetes, Mytilinidiales, Mytilinidiaceae. The record is from RefSeq and is a predicted model, not a curated record. The transcript is spliced from 2 exons. Bases 1 to 504 code for a protein of 167 amino acids.